This is a messenger RNA of Myxocyprinus asiaticus (Chinese sucker), 2997 nucleotides long. Its product is annotated as NACHT, LRR and PYD domains-containing protein 12. The record is from RefSeq and is a predicted model, not a curated record. Gene Ontology annotation, molecular function: protein binding. Lineage: Eukaryota; Metazoa; Chordata; Actinopteri; Cypriniformes; Catostomidae.
AUGAGUGCUGAAGAUGAUGUGACCGAUUGCUCUAACAUUAAGGCUCACUGCUCAGUGCAAGAGGGGAGAUCAGCCUCUCCAAGUCCCAGCCAUGAGUCCAUGAGAAGUAGUCAGUCAAUGGGUCAUCCAUGGGACUUAAAAGAAUCCAGAAGCUCAAUACUGGAGAGGAGAUCAUCCUCUCCAAGUCCCAGCCAUGAGUCCAUGAGAAGUAGUCAGUCAAUGGGUCAUCCAUGGGAUUUAAAAGAAUUCAGCACUGCCUCACUCAAAUCAAAUCUCCUGAACAAGUUUCAUUGUUUAAAUGAAGGAACAUUAAAGGGUUUUCUCAUACCUCUCAAUGAGAUCUACACUCAGCUCUACAUCACAGAGAGUGAAGGUGGAGAAUUUAGUAAUGGACAUGAGAUCACACAGAUUGAAAAAACAUUCAGAAGAACUGCAGCAGAGGAAAGGCCAAUCAAAUGCAAUGACAUCUUCAAACCCUUACAUGGACAAACCUUUACCCAAGACAAACCCAUGAGAACUGUGCUGACAAAGGGUGUUGCUGGCACUGAAUUUAUUCUAGACUGGGUUGAAGGAAAAGCAAAUCAAGAUAUAGACCUCAUAUUUCCACUUCCUUUCAGGGAGCUCAAUUUGAUGGAGAACCAAAAUAUUUGUCUUGCAGAUCUCCUACACAUUUUCAUGGAAACCAAACCAAUUGAAAUAUCUCAAAAUUAAGGUAAAAUCCUUUUCAUUGAUGGUGAUUUAAAUGAAUCAGCCUCAGUGGACAUGCUGCUGACAAACCUCAUCAAGGGUAAUCUGCUUCACUCUGCACUCAUCUGGAUCACCUCCAGACCAGCAGCAGCUGAUCUCAUCCCCUCUGAGUGUGUUGAUCGAGUGACAGAGGUACAGGGCUUCAAUGACCCACAGAAGGAGGAAUACUUAAGGAAAAAAAUCAGAGAUCAGAUCCUGGCCAAUAAAAUCAUCACACACCUGAGGUCAUCAAGGAGCCUCUACAUUAUGUGUCAUAUACCAGUGUUCUUCUGGAUUUCAGCCACUGUUCUAGAGAGAACGUUGAGUGAAGCAUACAGUGCAGCGAUCCCCAGAAAUCUCACUCAAAUUUACACACACUUUCUGAUCAUUCAGAUAAACAAAAACAAAACAAAAAAUGAGAAAGACUAUGAUAAGAACAUGAAAGAUGAAGAUUUAAUUAUCACACUGGGUAAACUGAUCUUAGGUAAUCUGAUCUUCUAUGAGGAAGACCUUAGAGAAUGUGGCAUUGACGUACAAGAAGCGUCAGUGUUCUCAGGAUUGUGCACUAAGAUAUUUAGAGAGGAAUCUGGACUGUUUCAGCACACAGUGUACUGUUUUGUCCUGAAUCUGAGCAUUCAGGAACAUCUUGCAGCAUUAUAUGUGUACCUCUCCUUUAUGAAUCAAAACACAAAUGUAUUAGACCAAACAAGUCAAUUCACCAACAUUCUAAUUUGUGCUAAACAAGGUUCAACUGACUUGUAUCAAAUAGCUGUGAAAAAAGCCCAACAGAGUACCACUGGGCAUUUAGACCUUUUCAUCUGCUUUCUUGUGGGCCUUUUACUGGAGUCCAAUCAUAAUCUCUUACAAAACCUGUUAACAGAACCAGGAAGCAGCUCCCACAGCAAAAAAAAAAAAAUUGCUCAGUUUAUCAAGACAAAGAUCAAAGAGAACCCUUCCCUAGAGAAAUCUAUCAAUCUUUUCCACUGCCUAAAUUAAUUGAAUGAUCAUUCUCUAGUGGAGGAAAUCCAGGAUUAUCUAAAAUCAGGAUCAAGAAUAAAUACUAAACUCACAGCCUCACAGUGGUCAGCUGUGGUCUUUGUAUUGCUGACCUCAGGGGUAAAACUGGAUGUGUUUGACUUUGUUAAAGAAUACGUAGGAUCACAUAUCUUGCCAGAUGAAGUUCUUCAAAGGCUACAGCCAGUGGUUGAGGCAUCCAGAACAGUAAAGCUUUGUGAAUAUAACCUGACAAAGAGAGGCUGCACCACUUUGAUUUCUGUUCUCAUCUCAAAGACUUCAUGCCUGAGAGAGUUGAACAUAAUGAGCUGUAAUUUAAAAGAUUCAGGAGUGAGGCUAUUCUGUGCUGGAUUGGCGUAUUCUCAGUGUCAGCUGGAGAAACUGAGGCUGGAGUCUUGUGAUGUUUCUAAUAAAGGUUGUGCUGCUCUGGCCUCAGCUCUGAGAUCAAACCCUUCACACCUGAGAGAAUUGGAUCUGUCUAGAAAUAAACUUAGAAGCACAGGAGUGAAGCUGCUCUCUGCUGAAUUGGAGAAUCCACUAUGCAAACUUGAGAAAUUAUGGCUUCUGGAUUGUCGAAUCACAGAUGAAGGUUGUGCUGCUUUGGCCUCAGCUCUAAGAUCAAAGCCCUCACAUCUGAAAGAACUGAAUCUCUCUCGGAAUACAUUAGGAGAUUUAGGAAUGAAGCUGCUUUCUGAAGGACUGGAGAGUCCUCACUGUAAACUGGAGAUAUUGCUGUUGUGGCAGUGUGGUAUCACAGAUGAAGGUUGUGCUGCUCUGGCUUCAAUUCUGAAAUCUAACCCCUCACAUCUGAGAGGGCUGGAUCUGUCUGGAAACAAACUUAAAAACACAGGAGUGCAGAGGCUUGAACUUGAGAAUUCUGACUGUAUUCUCGAGAUGCUAAGGCUGAGGGAUUGCAGCAUUGCAGAGAACGGUUAUGUUGCUCUGGCUUCAACACUGAGAUCAAACCCCUUACACCUGAGAGAAUUGGAUCUAUCCAAUAAUAAACUGAGAAGCUUAGAGUUAAAAAUGUUGUCCACUGCAUUGGAAAAUCCUGACUGUAAACUGGAAAAGUUUGGCAUACAGUAUUGUGGUAUCAUGGAUGAAGGGUGUGUUGCUCUGGCAACAGCUCUAAAAUCAAACCCUUCACACCUGAGAGAACUGGAUCUACAUGAAAAACUAGGAAGUUUAGGAAGAUGGCUGUUCUCUGAUUUGAAGGAUGACCCACCAGACUAUAAACUGCAAACACUAAAGUAUUAA